CUUCCUCUGAUGUAAGUCUGUAUAAUUGCGCUGAAGUCUGUAACCCUCACUUGGCGUAAUGAGAAAUGGCUCCCCUGUGGGAAAAUUAUGUCCUGGUGAUAUCGUCUCCUUAAAAAAACAACUCAAACCACAAAACAUACUUAAAUAUUGUCUGGAAACAUGAACUAGAUGACCUCCUGAGGUCCCCUCCAACCUGCAUUAUUCUGUGUUUGUGUGCUGCUGCUGUUUGUUCAUACAGCAUUUUGCAGGAUGGAGUCCCGGUUCCUAACUGAAGCCGCGUUGUGCAGGGCAGCGAUACAGCCUGCUCCGCUGGGCGAGGUGGAAGUGCAGUGAUACACAGCCACAAGAUCGAGUGGUGUGUUAACAGCACAGGGCGUGCCGCUGUCAGCUGGGAUUAUUGAAACAGCUUCAGCCCUCUUUCCCUCUCUGUGGCAACCCCAAAUCUGCCUGAGCACUGCUAUCACGCUACAGAUUACAUGAAAAAGGCACUGGUGGAGAAGCUGAGGCACUAAUACCUUAAGACCUACAUUUUCAUGCUUGCUUGACUUGCAAAACAGCAGCCCACCUCUUCAAGACUUUUUCUAACAGCGUGAAAUCUUAUGAAACAGUGUUAGCGCAUUUUGAUACUGGAAUGAUGACUACUCAAGAAGCUGUCAAGAAGAAGCAAAACUAUACUAGUGUACAUGAGGCAGUGAAAGCUGGUGAUGUAGAACAGCUUGUGUCAAUGAUAAAAAGUGGAGCUGGCAUUAAUGAGGUGGAUUUAGUCCACAAAUUCACACCGUUGCACUGUGCUGCACACUCUGGAAGUCUGGAGGCUUUGUUAAAAAAUGGAGCAAACGCAGAAGCUCAAGAUGAUCGUGGAUGCACUCCGUCCCACUUAGCUGCAGCCCACGGGCAGUCUUACACCUUACAGACCCUGCUGCGGAGUGGAGCGAAUGUAAAUGUUUCGGACAGGAAUGACUGGAAGCCUGUUCAUUACGCUGCUUUUCAUGGUCGCUUGGGGUGUUUGCAGCUUCUUGUUAGAUGGGGAGCCUGUAUAGAUGAUGUGGAUAACAAUGGAAACCUUCCAGCUCAUCUGGCAGCAGUGGAAGGGCACUUGCCUUGCUUCAAGUUCUUGGUCAGUAAAAUGGCCAGUGUCGUGCACACGCUGAAAGCCAGGAAUGACCACGGAGAGACUCCAAGGGACUUGGCGGAACGGUUCUAUAAAGAUAAUAUUCUGCAGUAUAUCGACGGUGCAGAAAAAGAGGAAGGGCAUCCAGAGACACAGGAAGUUUUAGCUUUCCCAGCCCAUGACGCUGUUUUCAAAGGGGACUUGUUAGAGCUUAGACGAUUAGUGAGAAGUGGAGUAAUCAAUAUUAAUGAGCGGGAUGAUAAAGGAUCCACUCUCAUGCACAAAGCUGCGGAACAGGGGCAUAUCCAUUGCUUACAGUGGUUGAUCGAAACGGGAGCCGACUGUGACAUUACAAAUGACGCUGGAGAGACUCCAAAGGAUGUAGCCAAGAGAUUUGCCCAACUGGCAGCUGUGGAACUUUUGACACAAACAGCUGGAGACAGUACCUCUAGUGAUGAAGAACUAGAUGCAAACAACGUAAAGUUUUUUGAAAGACAUGGUGUGGAGGGGAGUACAGAUAGCAAAGAAGAUUUAACCCUGGAUAAAGCAGAGAAAAGGAACGCACGCAUAAGGGCCUACCGCAAGAUUCAAGAACUUCAACACCACCUAGAAAUUGCCUACAGCAACUACAGACAGCUGGGAGGAAUAACUGAAGAGGAGAAGAAGAUGAAAAAGGAAGAAAGGGAAGUUGAGAAGGCUGUGAGGGAGCUGGAGGCCCAGCUGGAAUAUGAGCGGGUCAGGCGGGAGAAGCUGGAAAGCCAGCUGGAUGACUACCGUGCUGAGAUAAGCCACCUUAGAGAGAGCCUGGAGAAAACGCGCGUCCCCCCUGCUGUCCCCCUGGAAGCUGAGAGCGUCUCCAAGUCUUGCAAAGAGAAAAAGAAAGCAAAGAAGAAGCCAGCGGGCAGCCCUGGAGGAGUGUUUGUGAGACUGCGCUGAGGAAUGAACCUCCGAGGAGGGACAGGCAGACGGAGGAGGGAGAACGGCAAUAUCCCAGACAACGCAAAGCGUUUGCGUACCCAGCUCCACAGAUGAGCCGCGGUUCAUUGUUCUAUUCAUUGCUCUAUAGUUCGCUGAACUAUUUUUUUAGUUCUCUGGGACAGAAAAUAUUUUUAAAUCACAGCAGCAGCAUUUUUUUAUUUAAAAAUAGAAAAAGCAGAAGGAUGUCUCUUCCUGUCCAGGUAGUAGUUUAGCAACAGCUUUGCAGGCUAUAAGGUGACAUUUCAAGAGGUAACUGCAGCACUGGCAUAGGCCCUCCCAGGCCUGAGAACAGCGUUCCCGUUUGACUAGUGCCUUAGGAGGGAAAAAAAGCACCUUAACAAUCGGAUAGAACCUUCAGCGUGCAACCGGAACACAGUCUGGGAGAAGCACUUCUCAGCAGCCAAGUGCCAGGUCCCUUGAUUUCCAUCAUCAAAUCAUUCCUAAACGAGCCAGGAGGUAACUCCUUCAUGAGGUGGCAGAUGAACUGCGGCUGUGGACUUCCCAGUCCAGCUCGGGGCUGAAGAGUUCAUUAGGAUACGGGGCAUGUUGCAGGUAGAAACGGCAAUACUGACCUCCCUUCUGUGCCGAAGACACAGGCCAUGACUUUACGUAUCAAGAUUUUUCUCUCAUCUGUGUGCUACUGUGAAACUCUUUUCCCUUUGAAACCCUCACCGGGCAUAAUAUUUUGAGAGUUUUGAUUUCAGUACAAAAUCCUUCCAUUAUAAAGUUAAUUUGCUCGUGCUUGAAUCCUGAUCUGCCCUCUCCUUAGUUACCAAAGGAAACUCAGUCUCUGAGAAUUGCAAAGGUACUGAAAAAAAAAAAUCACUUUGUUUUGUGUGCCCAGGCUGAGGAAGAGGCACACCAAGUGACAGCAUGAGCCUUGUACCAGAGCUAAGGAGGAGAAAUCCAGUCUCCAGAGCCUGCCUCCGUGCCUAGGGGAGGAUGGUAGCGAGACGCUGCAGCAGAUGGGGUAUUUCCUACAUCACCGUUGGUGCUAAAUUCUCACGUAGGAACAGUGCAAAAAAGAUCAACCCGAGUCGUUCUGCAUCCAGGGAAGGCACCGGAGCUGGUGAGGGGUCUGGAGCACAAGUCUGGUGAGGAGCGGCUGAGGGAGCUGGGGGUGUUCAGCCUGGAGAAGAGGAGGCUGAGGGGAGACCUUCUGGCUCUCUGCAGCUCCCUCAAAGGAGGGGGCAGCCAGGGGGGUCGGGCUCUUCUCCCAAGUAGCAAGUGUUAGGAUGAGAGGAAACAGCCUUAAGUUGUGCCAGGGGAGGUUUAAAUUGGAUAUUAGGAAGAAAUUUUACACUGAAAGGGUUGUCAAGCAUUGGACCAGGCUGGCCAGGGCAGUGGUGGAGUCGCCCUCCCUGGAGGGAUUUAAAAGACGCGUAGGUGUGGUGCUGGGGGACAGGGUGGAGUGCUGGGCUGGGGAGUGUCAGGUGAACAGUUGGACUCGAUGAUCUCAGGGGUCUUCUCCAACCUAAAUGAUUCUGUGAUUCAGAGAACUUCAGAAAUGGUUGUAGCUUACAAGAUGGAUUUGUACGCGCACCAGUUACAGCAGAGACAAGUGGCU
Molecule: messenger RNA, 3656 nt
Organism: Chroicocephalus ridibundus (black-headed gull)
Lineage: Eukaryota; Metazoa; Chordata; Aves; Charadriiformes; Laridae
Gene: ANKRD42
Product: ankyrin repeat domain 42
Exons: 12
Coding region: 632-2047 (471 amino acids)
Molecular function (GO): NF-kappaB binding
Source: RefSeq, a predicted model, not a curated record